Molecule: messenger RNA, 2459 nt
Organism: Xyrauchen texanus (razorback sucker)
Lineage: Eukaryota; Metazoa; Chordata; Actinopteri; Cypriniformes; Catostomidae
Exons: 7
Coding region: 175-1068 (297 amino acids)
Source: RefSeq, a predicted model, not a curated record
GUCCACGUGUGGGGAAGUUGCUUGCGUCGCCUUAGCAAGUUUUUCAAUUUAGCAACAGUUGUUACUUUUAUUUACGUAUAUGACAUCUCUAACAUUUCAAGCUAGUCAGUUUAACAUGUCUACGCGCUGGUUAAAUGCACGUCAUUAGAGGUGGUGCAUCACACCUGGUUCAUUAUGGGUCAGUGGAGGCCUCUGUCAAACCUACGACUUCAGCUGUCUCGACACCCUCCAGUGGUUGUGUUCUUCCUGUGUCUGCUCAUUCUCUCCAUAACCUUCGUCUGUGUUGGACUUUACUCCCAGUAUCACAACAUCAAGAACCCUGACAUAAGCUUAGACUGGAACCAGGUUCUGGGUUCUAUUGCUGGUUUCAAGUUCUGCACACAUCUGAAUGAUACAGAUGCACAGCUUGAGGAAGACUCUCCUCGAAUGGUGGAGCAUGUAGACAGGACUGCAGCAAAUGUUUCCACGAGAACCACUCAUGUUUCCUUACUAGUACCACUGGUGCUUAUAGGGGACGUCCCAACUGAUAGCAUCAUUAGUGCCACAAUGUUGGGCGGCCAGCUGGGCAUGAAAGGAGCCGCGGCGAAAACAUCUGUGAACAUAUCUCUACUCCUGCACACUGAUGUUCUGAACUCAAACUUUAAAGGGAUGACUGCACCAAAUACCUUAAAUACCCAAACUCCUGCUGGGACACGGACACGACCAACGCUGACCUGUCUUCAGCUCACUGCCCUCACCAAUGUACUCCCUCAAACUCCGCUACCCCCAGAAUGCCUAGUUGCCAACAAUGAAGACAUGAGUACUUCACCUGUCAGGGCUGUUGCUGUAGAAUCAUACAAGCAAAAUUCUCCACACUGCAUCAGCCUGGAGUUCACGCCAGAUCCUCUCCUGACGGUCAUGCUCACUCCGGAUGAGAAAGCUGUGUGCAGGUAUCACCUGUUACUGGUCAGUAUUGCGCUGCUGGGUAUCUGCGUGCUGAUGAGUCUCUGUGGAACUUUUUUCUCAUCGAAAUCCUCUCGUUCUUACCAUGGAAAUGACCUUCAAAAGGAAUCAUUGCUGAACCCUUGAGAAACACGUGCAGAAGAUCCGCAUCCGAGAUCGUGUCGGUCUUGUCCAAAGAAAUUGCAACCAGUUAUGCAGAUUGCAUCCACUGCAGUUCUGAAUGGAUCCAGAUUGAGUGUGUGUGACUGUAUUUCAUGUGUGGUUGCAACAUUGUGUUAUAAUGUAUGAAAUAAUUCUCAUCUGUGAAUGUUAACAUCAGCAAUAUCAAAAGAACAUAACCACAAAUUGAUGGUUAUAAGAUAACUUUACUCCAAGAGUAAGUUAAAAGAUAGCUGUGUUUUGUUGAUGUCACCAAAUUAAAAUAAAUCUUAUUGCAUUGCUGUGAAAAAGUAUUUGCCCCCAUCCUGAUUUCUUCUGUUUUUUUGUAUAUCUUAUACUAAAUCUUUUUAAAAAUUCUAACACAAAGGCAAUCUGAGUAAACAUAAAAUACAGAUUUUAAAUUGUUAUUUAUUGAAGCAAAAAAGUUAUCCAAUACCAACCGGGAUGUUUGAAAAAGUAUUUACUAAAUGCCCAAAUCUAUGAAACUGCAUUCAUAAUGGGGUUCAGCUGGACUAGACACACCCAGAUCUGUUUACUGACAGUCCUGUUCAAUCAAAUCAACACCUAAAUACAACUUUUUUUAGCAGCAUGAAGUUGGCUAGAAGGUCUCACCCUGUAGCACACAAUGCCAUGGUCAAAAAGGUGAUUGAAAUACAUCAGCCUGGGAAGUCUUACAAAACUAUUUCAAAAGGUCUGAGACUCCAAAGAACCACAGCGAGACCCAUUAUCUCCAAAUGGAGAAAACUUGGCAUGGUAGUGAACAGUCCCAGAAGUGGCUGGCCUUCCAAACUUCCUCCAAGAGCACAGCGACAACUCGUCCAGGAAGUCACAAAAAAGCCACGGACAACAUCCAAGGAACUGCAGGCCUCUCUCGCAUCAAUAAAGGUCACUGUUAAUGACUCCACUAUCAGAAAAACACUGCAAAAAUGGCAUCCAUGGAAGCGUGGCAAGGCAAAAACCACAGCUAACCCCGAAGAACAUUUAAGGCCCGUCAUGAAUUUUGCCUAAACACACCUUGAUGAUCCUCAAAGCUUUUGGGAGAAUGUUCUGUGCACCGAGUCGAAAGUGGAACUGUUUGGAAGACGGGCCGCGUUACAUCUGGCAUACAUCAAACACAGAAUUCCACAAAAAGAUCAUCAUACCUCCAGUCAAGCGUGGUGGUGUGAUGGUGUGGGGAUGCUUUGCUACCCUCAGGGUGACUUGCAAUAAUUGAGGGAAACACGAAUUCUGUUCUCUACCAGAGAAUUAUGAAAAUACACAAACAUAAAAGAAAUCAGGAAGGGGCAAAUACUUUUUCACAGCACUGUGAAUGUUAACCUAAUUUGAAAAUAUUGCUUGAAAUAAAGUGUAUUACACCA